AUGGAGGGAGGGCCAAAAGAGAGGAAAGGGAAAAAAGUGGAAACAAAGACCAGGGCGCCGGAAGCCGGAAAGAGAGGGGGAGGGGGGGAGAGAGAAAAAGGAGAGGGAGAGAGAAAGGGGGAGAGGGAAAAGGACGGGGGGGGAAAAAAGAGAGAAAGGGGAGAGGGGAAAGGGGGGCAGGGGAGGGAAGUAGGAAAAAAAAAGAAACAAAAAAAAAAAAAGAAAGAAAAAAAAAAAAAAGAAAAAAAAGGAAAAAAAAUAAAAAGAAAAAAAAAAAAGGGGGAAAAAAAACCCCCAAAAAAAAAAAAGAAAAAACCAAAAACAAAAAGAAAGAAAAAGAAAAAAAAAAAAAACCCAAAAACAAAAAACUAAAAAAAAAAACCCAACACCAAAAAAAAAAAAAAAAACCAAAAAACAAAAAACAAAAAAAAAAAACCCCCAAAAAAACCCGAACAAAAAAAACCCAAAAAAAAAAAAGAAAAACCCCCAAGAAACCACCCCCCCCCCCCCCCCCACCACCCCCCCCUUUUUUUUUUUCUUCCCACCUCUCUCUCUAUCUCGCUUCAGGGGUUGUUGUGUGUGGAACGAGGAGGGCGGGAGGUGGUUCUCAUGUAGGUAGAAACCCCUGUCAGCAACACUCUACCUGCAGCAGCACCACUACAGGCCCCAGGUGACCCCCAAUCCCCCCCCCCCCCCACACACACAGACACUUGUACAUAUGUUCAUGUUCUAGUGUGUGUGUGUCCAGGUGUGUGUGUGCCCCAGGCUUCGUGGGGGAUGACUGCAGUGUGGACUAUGAUGAGUGUGAGGAUCAGGACUGUCAGAACGGAGCGGUGUGUGUGGACCAGGUAGAUGGAUACACCUGCACCUGCCCUCAGGGGUACAGGUAAGACACACACACACACACACUGGUGUAAAUGUGGAAACUAUUAGGGCCAUAGAUGUGUCAUACUAAGUUAGUCUCUCCUUGUAUCAGUACUGUCAUACAUAAGAGGUGGGUUUCACAUGGGUUCAGUUUGCGGCCAACAUGUUAACAAUUUCAGUUGAACAAUUUGAAUGAACAUUCCUAAAUGUUACCUUGAAGCUGCAAGUAGCACAUUUUUUGUGUGGAUUACUGUGGCUUUUUAGUGGCUUUUUAAGUGAAAAUGACUGCUAUUCUUACUACAUGUUAUAGAAACACACACUUACGUUCACAGCACACUACCUUGUCAGACUGUAACACAAAACAAAUGGAAUGUGUUAGCUAACGUUUGCAAGCUAUUUCCCUUGUUGAACACACCACAGGACUCAAGAUGUUUGGACUGCUUUGCUCUGGCGUUAGAGCCAGAUCUUAGUCCUUACUAUGUCGUAUGUUGUGAUCAGUAGUAAUUCUCCCCUCCUCUUCCUCCCCCUAGUGGUGAGUUGUGUGAGGUGCCUCCUCCUCCUCCGUCUCCCUGUGAGCGGGCUCACUGUCAGAAUAGCGCCCCUUGUGCAGACAGAGCCGGUACUGCGCUGUGCCAGUGUCUGCCGGGGUUCGAGGGUGUGCGUUGUGAGAAGCUGGUCAGUGUGAACUUCGUGAAUAGAGAUUCUUACCUACAGCUGUCUGACCUGAAGAACUGGCCUCAGGCCAACAUCACACUGCAGGUAAUCACACACACAUAUUAGGGUGACCACAUUUAAAAUACCCAAAUGCGGACAAUGGGAUGAUUUUGCGGGACAGUGUAGCCUAGACAUGAAUCAUUUUUCCCCACACACAAAUAUCCCUCCUGCUGCGCUCAGCGAGCUAACUGAACUGAGCAAGCUAACUGAAGCACACGUAGCCUACUCUUUUGCCGCACGCAAAUGUUUUAUGAAAAUCUGGGAAUAUUUGGCCAACGAAACAUUUCUGGUUGGUCUUGACAAAUGUGAUUGGUUGACGAUAUGACAUCGGACUAGGUCUCGUCUUGCGCUGCCCAGAAUAUCAGAUCUCAACAAUGAUUGGAAGAAGAGCUUCACGUCACCAACACCACGUCCUUAUCAUACAGUAUCUUGUCAUAAGAGCAAUGUGACAGCUAAAGAGAGGUUGAAAUGUCAAGUCUCAUCUAAUGAGUAGGACCAAUCAACCUUUUUUGUAAAUUAGUGCUAUUUUAAUUUGUUGAUAAAAUGUGGGACAUUAUUGUUUAGUUGCGAGACAAAGGGACAAAAGCGGGACAAAAUGUCCCACACAAUCCAGGACAUGUAGUCACCCUAACGCACACACUAACACACACACACACACUUAUAAACAGACACACACACACAGAGGAAAACACACACACGUGCCCACACAGACAUAGAUACAGACACACACAUACACACACAGAUGUGCAUACACACACAAAGGAAAACACACACGUGUGUACACACACACAUUCUGACCUGUGUGUGUGUGUGUUCCCUAGGUGUCGACAGCGGAGGAUAACGGUAUCCUGCUGUAUAAUGGAGACAACAAGCCAAGAGUGGACCCAUGAGGGACACAGAGUCAGAUCGACCCUGGUAGUAGGUUUGUCCACUAGUUACACGGAAAACACACUAUGGAACACACACUAUUUACAGGAACACACACUAUGGACAACACAUUUACAGGAACACACACUGUAGCACCACACACAUCUACAGGAACACACACUUUUACGGAACACACACUAUUUACAGGAACACACACUAUGGAACACACACUAUUUACAGGAACACACACUAUGGAACACACACUAUUUACAGGAACACACACUGUCUACAGGAACACACACAAUCUACAGGAACACACACUAUGGAACACACACUGUCUACAGGAACACACACAACACUAUCUACAGAAACACACUAUGGAACACAACUGUCUACAGGAACACACUAUCUACAGGAACACACACCUAUGGAACAACACUUUACAGGAACACACAUAUGGAACACACUAGUUCGGACAAACACACACAGGACAAACUGUGGACAAACAGUCCGAACACACACUCUACGGGAAAACACAUGUAGGAACACCCUUACGGACACACACUAACACUCUACAGGAACACACACUUGGAACAACACUCUACAGAACACACACUAUGAAACACACACUGUCUACAGGAACACACACUAUAAGGAACACACACAUGGAACACACAUGUUACAGGAACACACACAUACAGGAACACACACUGUGGAACAAACACUGUCUACAGGAACACACACUAUGAACACACACACUGUCUACAGGAACACACACUAUGGAACACACACUAUGGAACACACACUGUCUACAGGAACACACACUAUCUACAGGAACACACACUGGAACAAACACGUCUCAGAACACACUAUCUACAGGAACACACACCAUGGAACACACACUAUCUACAGGAACACACACUAUGGAACACACACUGUCUACAGGAACACACACUAUCUACAGGAACACACACUAUGGAACAAACACUGUCUACAGGAACACACACUAUCUACAGGAACACACACUAUGGAACACACACUGUCUACAGGAACACACACUAAACACAUGGAACACACAUCUAGGAACACACACUGUCUAUAGGAACACACUAUCUACGGAACACACACUGUCUACAGGAACACACACUAAUCUACAGGAACACACACUAUCUACAGGAACACACACUAUCUACAGGAACACACACUGUCUACAGGAACACACACUAUACACACACAAACACUGUCUACAGGAACACACACUAUCUACAGGAACACACACUAUGGAACACACACUGUCUACAGGAACACACACUAUCUACAGUUGGUGUUGGGUGACCAUGGCCUCCAUACUCUUGCAGUUGGUCUUAGCAAAAUAUUUCUGUAUGGGGCACAUGGUCGCACCAUGUGAUUCCCAGGAUGCGCUGCAGACAUCUUAUGUGGAAUUGCUCUAGCUACUUGUUGUGGCGGCUGUAAGUGACCCAGGCUUCACAACUGUAAAGCAGUGUGGUAAUGCAGACGGCUUGAUAGACGGCGACUUUAGUGUGGAGGUGGAGAUCGCUGUUUUGGAAGACCCUGCGUCUGAGUUUCCCGAAGGUAGCUGAUGCUUGCUUGAUCCUAUUUAGAAUUUCGAGGUCGAUGCUGCAGUCCUCUGAGAGGAUGCUGCCCAGGUAUUUGAAGGACGGGACUAUUGCCAGUGAUUUGUGUUCAAUGGUUCCUGCAUUUUAUCAACAAAUGUUCAAUGGUGAAGACAGGCAUGGUGGGUGGAGGGCUGGAUAUCCAUUGGCAGACCACCUCUGUCUUGGUGGUGUUGAUAGACAGUCCCAUCCUGCUAUAGACCCUCACAGCUGCUACAAGGACGGACUAAAGAUCUUCUGGACUGUGGGCCACAAGAACACAGUCAUCAGCAUACUGCAGCUCAAGAACCCAUUCCGUCAAAACCUUGGUGGUUGCUUGGAGCCUCCUGAUGUUGAAUAGGUUUCCAUCCAGCCUGAAGUCCACCGCAACCCCGCUACUGUCCUCAAACUCCUUGUGGAGAAGCUGGGUGACACAUAGUAGGAAGAUGUUAAAGAGUACAGGUGCCAGCAUGCACCCCUGCGUCACACCGAUGCUUACUCCAAAGGCCACUGACUCCUGCCCUCCUAUGGCCACCUGAGCCAUAAUCCCAUCAUGGAACUGGCAAAGGAUGUUGACAAAUUUGUCUGGACAGCCAAAUAGUAGUUCCCUACUCACAGUGUCGAAGGCCUUGGAGAGGUCGACAAAGGCCAAGAAAAGGUCCUGAUGUUGUUCACGGCACUUCUCCUGGAGUUGCCAUGCCGUGAAUAUAAUGUAGACCGUACUCCUGUUCUUUCUGAAGCUGCAUUGUGAUUCUGGCAGCAGUUCCUCUGUGAUGUUGUUCACCAGCCUGUGUAGCAUCACCUUGGCCAGGACCCCUGGCUGUUGCCGCAGAUGGACUUGUCACCCUUGUUCUUAUAGAUAGUGAUAAUGUUUGCAUCCCGCCACUGUUGGGAGACGAUCUCCCGGUACCAAACCUCUGUGAUGUACUGGUGGAGCGUUCUGGUGCAGAAGUAACCUCCCUUCUUAAGUAGCUCUGCCGGGAUGCUGUCAGCGCCAGGAGCCUUGUUGUUCUUGAGAGAAUGGAUAGCUGAUAACACCUCUUGGAAGGUUGGCGAAUGGUUGAGGUCUUGAAUGGUUGGACGGACAGGCAGUUCUUCCAGGAUGGAGUGGUCUCUGCCUUUCAGCGAGAGAGCGACAGAACUCGUCCCUUACUGCAGCUUUCUCAAGCCAGGUACAGUGCAGACGCCUCUUACUGGACUUCUGCAGACGUUGGGGGGGACGUAUUCUCACCUGGAGUUUAGCCAGUAUCAUACAGUGAUCUGCCCAGCAUUCUGCACCCCUCAUGGCAUGUGUCAGCAGGACGUCAUUAGUGUCAGAACGUCUCACUAUGACGUAGUCGAUCAGGUGCCAGUGUUUGGAGCGUGGGUAUAUCCAUGAUGUUUUAUAUACGUUCUUCUGGUAGAACAAGGUGUUAGUGACAAUAAGAUUGUGCUCUGCACAUAGAGUUAGCAGUCUCAUGCCGUUCUCAUUGACCUGGCCAACACCAUGCCUACCUAGCACUCCGCUCCAUAUCCUGUUGUUCUGUCCCACCCUAGUUUUGAAGUCACCCAGCAGAAAGAUCUUGUCAUUCCCGGGGAUACGGUGAAGGGCCUCAUCUAGUGACUAACAGAAGCAGUCCUUUGGCUCAUUUUCAGAUGGUAACGUUGGCGCGUAUGCACUGAGAAGAGUAGCAUAACGCAUCUUGGCUAGGGGGAUACGGAGAGACAUGAGUCUUUCACUUAUGCCGACAGGUGUUUCGGUGAGGCUGGAUAAAAGGCUGUUCUUAAUUGCCAGUCCCACACUGUGCUGAUGUUGUCCAACCGGAGGGUAACCUUUCCAGAAGAAGGUGUAGCCUUCUCCCUCCUCUUUCAGGGAACCUUUAUCCAGGAACCUGGUCUCACUCAGGGCAGCAAGGGUCAAUGUUGUAGCGCAUUAGUUCUGCAGCAAUCAAAGCUGUUCGCCGAUUGGGUUUAUCGCUAUUAUCGUCAGUGUCCAAAAGAGCUCUGAUGUUCCAUGUCGCCAGUUUCAGGGGAAUUAUUUUCUUUAGCAUUUUCCGACCGCUGAGUGGAACUCCCGAUAGGUGCGGUAGCCUAUCCAGGAUGGAGUGAGUGGGCAAUUUUUAGGCCACCUUUUCUAGGCCUCUCCUCAGCUGGGGUGAGCAGUGUGGCUCCUAAAUAGGGAUGCUCAGUCACACAGGGGUCUGCCGAGAGCAGCUGCCACUCAAGUCCCUACUGCUGGCGACCAUAAUAGCCCUGUGCCGCUGGGUCUGAUUUAAGGGCUCCCGGUGCAUUCACUCCUGACCCCGUCAUCAGACACCUCAACGCCGCCAGACUUUAGUCCGGUUUCCGGUUGAUGGCUUCACUGAGGUCAGAAGUGGAUAACUGUGCGAAGGAAGUUAUUUAAAGUGCCGCUGAGGGUGCGCAAUCCCCAACAGCACAUCUUCACUGUAGGAAGGUGGAUUCCAGUGGCAAGGGGGGAAACCCAGGACGACCAGGAUCUUCCACAGCAGCAUGAGGCUGCCAGAUCCCCAGUCUGUCGGUGUCCGCCUACCGCGUGCCGCCAGCACGCUGCUUCUCUCAGGGUGUGCUCCCCUAGCCUUUGUCGUACCAGACUAACCCACAAGAAAGCGGGACAGUGGUUGAUGGCUGCCAUGACGUGUCCACACAGAGGUGGGCCUGUACAGAUGCAUCUCUGGGGCCCACUGCUGCUCUUAGAUCCCCUGCUGAUUAGCCUGGAGUUUCAAGACAACCAGUUAACGUGUUCCGCCGCAAGGAGGUCCGACAGGAGUCUUGGUCAUGGAGAGGCUUUGUACCGGCAAAGGGAGACUUGUGCAUGAAGCUGUCCCCAAUUCACCACAAGGGCUAGCCGGCAGCAGUGAGCUGUAAGCGAGAGUAUGCAAGCACGUGGUAAGCGGGCAUGCAAUUUACCUCUACCUAGGCACUACUGCACUAGAUGCGUCACAUGCACCCUGCGGUUGCCCAUACACACACACACACACACACACACACACACACACACACACACACUAUAUUUACAGGUACACACGCACACACCAGCAUCAUCUACAUUCUAUUCACAAACACCGACUAUCAGAACACAAUACAAUAUCACCGGCACCUAACCUCUGACCUCUAACCCCUUACCUCUGGUGUUGCCGUAGCGCUGAGACGGUGAACGACGGGCAUUUCCAUACGGUGGAGCUGGUGACCUUUGACCGGAUGGUGAACCUGUCUGUGGACGGGGGGGCACCCACCACCCUGGACAGUCUGGGAGGGGUCUCACCUCUGUCUGGAGAGGCACCGCUAUACGUGGGGGGUAAGACGUAAAACACACACAUAAUCUGAGAGCUAGGUUCAGGCCCUAACCCCACCCUGUUAAAUAUUAAUAUCCAGUACAGGAAAUACCGGGGGGGGGGGGGGGAUUGGUGGUAGUAGACCUGACAUAUGGGUUUCAUCUCCUCUCCGUCACUCUCUUUCUCCACUCCACUCUAUUCUCUCCUCCUAACCUAUAUAUCCUCUCCUGCUUCUUUCUCUCGCUCUCGCUCUCCUCUCCAGGUAUGCCAGAGAAGAUCUCCUACUCCUCUCUGAGUCUCUUCCAGCCCCUCAACUCCUCCAGUUUCCACGGCUGCAUCAGAAAUCUGUACAUCAACCACGAGCUGCAGGACUUCACCCAGACCACUAUGAAGGUAUGGUGGGAGACGGGAAGGAAAAUUCUGGUAACUUCCCCCAAAUUCCCAGGUUUUCCAGAAAUUCCAGUUGGAAUAUUCCCAGAAACCUAGUUGCGAGAAGUUGCAGAAAUAUUUGUUUUAGUAUUUUAUUUGUUAAGCCAAAGACACAUUUCCACACUGCGUCAAUAAUAAAGUAUUUUUCUAAUUCAAAUUCAAAUUGUUUGAUGUGCUGAAGCCGGGGGUGGUACCAGGAUGCCAGCCCUGCAGGAAACUGUUCUGCCUCCACGGAGUCUGCCAACCGGACGGUGCCCAGGGACCCCUCUGCCACUGCCAGCCUGACUGGGGCGGGCCACACUGUGAUCAGCCAAUCGGAGGAGGCCUUGUUGGGGGAGAUGUUGCCCCGGCAAUCGCGGCUAACCCAUGCCAGGGGAAUAAGUACGUGUGGUUGGGGAUGGGAGACUGGAGAGUGUGUGGUGAAGGGCUGUAGUCUGUUGUGAUUUAUGGUGGGUCUAUGUGGCUGGUUGUUAUCAUAUGUUUUAUCAUGUUGAUUUGUUUUGGGGGUAACUCAUUAAGUGGUUUAAUUGAUUGUGUUGUCCGAGUACUUUCCCAACUGUCUUUUUCUUAUAGCAUUUUUCUCUUCCUCUCUCCAUCACCGCCUCUCCUUCCAUCUCUCCCUCCAUCUCUCCCAGGUGUGUGAGGGGUGUGUGUGUGGUACAGGAUGUUCAGUCGUACAGGUGUGAGUGUGAUGAGGGCUGGCGCGCCACCCUGUGUAAUCAACAGGGGGCGCUAACAGCACCACCAGUACCAGCGGUGCCAGCCGAGCCGUGUUCAGUGCUGCUCUGCCAACAUGGCCACUGUCAGCUGACUGAGGGAGGAUCGGCCUACUGUCUCUGUGACACGGGAUACACUGGGGACACAUGCGACACAGGUAAGGAUGGAGGGAGAGGAUAGGAGGAGAGGGGAGAGAACACCUGUGAUACAGGUUAUGACAGAGGGGGAGAGGUGUGGAGGGAGGGUGGAGUGUGUGUGUGACAGGGAGAGACAUUGGAUUAUAUUCAUGGGUUGCACCUCUUUCACUCGGUCCCGUCACGCCAUUGUUAUGAGCGUUCUCAAGACGUUGAGUGGUGCCCAGUCAUUCUUAACAGGGGGCUAGAGAUUGUUUGGUCUUGGAGAUACGAUGCCAUUGCUACAUUAGACAAACAAUUAGUAGGAAUCAACUUCGCCUUCAUUAUUAUGUCGUCACGAUUUAGACAAAUGUCAUUAGCUAGCAAAGUUCGUAAAGUAAUAUUUAGCUAUGCUAGCUUUAGCUAACAAAAAGUAGGUGCUUUCCCUUCAUGCUUUGCUAGCUAGCGUUAUACUACAUUUUAAAGUCAAUCUGACGACAUCACAAUGAUGACAAACUAAUUAACUUUAGAAAUAAUGUUCAUAAGCGCCAAUUGAGAAUGCAUUGAGAAGAACGUUCAGUCGGGCACCAGUCCUCAAGAGAACGUUCAAAACAAUAUUGUGACGAUACAUUAAUAACCACUACUGUGUUUGAUGAUGUCACCCUACUCAGCCUCUUUAACCUCUGCCCUCUCACCUCUGACCUCUAAUCUCUAGUUGAGUCAGCGUGUCGCGGUGAGGCGGUGCGUGACUUCCACCGGGUGCAUCGCGGCCACACCAACUGCCAGACGACGCGGCCCUUCUCCUGGGUGGAGUGUCGGGGGGGCUGCCAGGGUGGCGGGGCGGCAGCCGGGGUUGCGUGCUGCGCCCCACUGAGGGUACGACGCCGGCGCUACACCUUUGAGUGCGACGACGGAACCUCCUUCACCCAGGACGUGGAGAAAGCAGUGGAGUGCGGCUGCAAGGAG
Molecule: messenger RNA, 9555 nt
Organism: Coregonus sp. 'balchen'
Lineage: Eukaryota; Metazoa; Chordata; Actinopteri; Salmoniformes; Salmonidae
Source: the annotation of a GenBank genome assembly